Messenger RNA from Diuraphis noxia (Russian wheat aphid), 2077 nucleotides. RefSeq names its product aminopeptidase N-like. Gene Ontology annotation, biological process: peptide catabolic process; proteolysis. Lineage: Eukaryota; Metazoa; Arthropoda; Insecta; Hemiptera; Aphididae. Gene Ontology annotation, molecular function: peptide binding; zinc ion binding; metalloaminopeptidase activity. The record is from RefSeq and is a predicted model, not a curated record. Gene Ontology annotation, cellular component: cytoplasm; membrane.
UUGGUACUCUUGCCAUUAGUAAGUUGUGUGCAUUUGACAAUAUGCGUCCGCAAUCAAUUAUUGUGUUUCUCGUUUUGUAUGCACAUCACGUCCGUGGAUACGAUGACAAGCCGACCAUCGAUUUCGGACGAUUGCCGGACGACACUUCACCGGAAUGGUACGCACUAAACUUGGUGCCAGACUUUAAUGCGACAGAGCCUUCGUUCGCGGGCCGAGUGGAUAUCUCGAUCCUAGUGAAGACCACCACGUCCGAGAUCACGUUGAACUCCAAGGACUUGAUGUUGCACGAAAUCAGGAUAACGGAUGAUGACACUAACGGUGAUGUCAGGGUUGACUCUUGGAAAUACGUGGAAGACCUUGAACGAGUAAAAGUCAAGGUAGUCGGACAUAUUUUGGCAAAACGAAAAUACAAAAUACAUAUUGACUAUAGUGGUUAUUUGAACGACGAUGCAUCCAAUAUUUUCCACACCUCUUACGAUGCCUACCAGCGUGUAAAAAAGUGGAUAGCUGCUAACAAACAAUUUAAAACCACACGUGCAAGAAGUGCUUUUCCUUGUUAUGACGAACCACAUCAACGCUUUUUAUCCGGUUAUACCAAGUCAAAUGAUGAAUCCAAGUGGUUUAUACGUUUGAGUUACACGACGAAUAAAGAAAAAAAUUUCGACACCAAGUCCGCACCUACCGUUUGGCUGAAUCCGUCGGUAAAUGAAACAGUUAUCCCGAUCGACGAUGACGUCGAAUGGUACAUUUUCAAUAUACAAUCAACAGGUUUCUACAGGGUAAACUACACAGAAGAAAAUUGGUUAUCAUUGAUCAAACAGCUAAACGAUUCAUUUGAAGAAAUACACGUUCUCAACAGAGCUCAGUUGAUUGACGAUUCGUUCAAUUUGGCAAAAGCGGGUCUGCUGAAUUAUAAGAUACCAAUGAGCUUCACGGAUUAUCUGCAAAAAGAAAAUGACAUAAUACCGUGGUUCACGGCUAUGAACAGUUUAAAUUUUGUUUUAAACCGUAUGAGACGUUUCAGGAAUGCGUUGGUCGAUGUUGAGGCCUUUGUCUCUAAAUUGGCCUACACUGCGUUCGAAAUGAUAAACAAACUCAUCGCUGAACAGAAAAGUCCUCAAUAUCCUACCAAUAUUGGCUGGAACACGUUGUCGACGUGGGCGUGUAAGUUGGACAACUAUAUUAUGUAUCAAUCGACCACGGUUCCGGAAUAUUAUCGGAGAUGGAAAAACGGUGAAGAGAUACCGUCUGAUAUUAAGGACGCGGCGUUCUGUGUCGGCGUUCGACAUUCCCAAGUCUCAGAAAGUUUUGACAAACUUUUACACUUAUACAAUACCACCAAAACGUAUUCCGAAAGAGCGUCGGUGAUUAACGCGCUGCCUUGUGCUGAUAUACAGACACUUUUGACAUUUUUGACAUUAAUAAUGGAAGAAAAAUUUCCAAUUGAACCAAGUGAUUACGAGGACUUCUUUAAUGCAAUGUCUUCGACGACCAACGGGAUAAUUGCUAUGAAUUAUUUUAUCACAAAUUUCACAGACCUGGUCAAUAACGUAAAAGAUGGCAAAAAUAUAGCUACGACUAUAUUUUCAAUCUUAUUUUCAAAAAUUACCACCAUAGACGAAAUCAACCACAUUAUGACGACGAUUUAUGAAAGCAAAAUACCAUGUGAAUAUUCAAAGACACUCAUCCCGGUGUUUCAGAGCGAAGUCAUUGACAACCAAAAAUGGUAUGACAAUGGUGGUCCAGAAGCGAUUUGGGAGUACAUAAAUCCUUUGUCGAAAACAGUGCCGCUCAAUCCAUCGGAGCAGAACACGACUCCACAGAGCACGUCGGAAGACGAUUCUAAUGCUUCGUCGAGACUGCAUAACUAUGCAAUAAUUGUGCAGAUUUUAGCRCUGUCUGUGUCAGUUAAACUAUUUGUAAACAUAAUCUAAGUAUUUCCUAAUAUGUGUAUGAUAUAAUAAGUUUUUUUUUACGAUAAAUAUGUGAAUAUGUCACACUUUUCGUUAAUUUAAUUUUAUGUUCAGAUCGUAGCGUGAAUGAUAAAAUUGGUUUUAAAAUAUCUUGCUAAUUUUGA